This is a messenger RNA of Nicotiana tabacum (common tobacco), 780 nucleotides long. Lineage: Eukaryota; Viridiplantae; Streptophyta; Magnoliopsida; Solanales; Solanaceae. The record is from RefSeq and is a predicted model, not a curated record.
CUUCGGACAGCUCAAAGUAGACAAAAAUCCUACGCAGAUAAGAGAGUUCGUGAUUUGGAGUUCAUGAAAGGAGAAAAAGUCUUUUUGAAGGUGUCCCCUAUGAAAGGAGUCAUGAGAUUUGUGCGCAAAGGUAAGCUAAGUCCGAGGUAUAUUGGUCCGUAUGAGAUUUUAGAUCGAAUCGGGUCGGUGGCGUAUAAACUUGCCCUGCCUCCGAGGUUGUCUGCGGUUCAUCCCUUAUUUUAUGUGUCUAUGCUUAGACGAUAUGUUCGUGAUGAUAGUCAUAAGAUUCAGCCAGAGGAUGUGGAGCUUGAUGAGAACUUAACUUAUGAAGAAGGUCCGAUAUCUAUUCUUGAUAGGCAAAUGCGGCAAUUGAGGUCAAAAAAGAUUGCUUCAGUGAAAGUAUUAUGGCGUAACCAUCCCACAGAGGAAGCAACGUGGGAGUUUGAAGCGGAUAUGCGAAGCAAGUACCCUCAAUUGUUUGAGAUGUCAGCGGUGACUUUCCAUAUACCGUUGCGGGAGAUAGAGCUAGUGGCUGACGAGUUUGUUCGAGUGGAUUCUAUUGCUGAGAUGCUCCAUGGUCUUAGCGUGGGAUUUGGGCCAGAGUUUGAUUGUUUGAGUGAUUGUGGGUUUUUCUAUCAAUUGACUAAGAGAAAAGGGUUCGCCUGGCAAGUGGUGUUAGCUGGGUGCCAGUCACGUCUAGAAGGUAGUUUGGGACAUGAUAGGUUUUGUGCCCUCGCUCUUGGUGGAACUCGCAAAGGGCCUUCGAUUAUCUGGUACUAG